CCGGCGCUGGGGUGCGCGCUCCUUCCCCGUGUCGGCACCGGGCGGGCUGUCGAGCGCGGUUGUCAAGACGGACUGGUCCGAGCCCUGGCUGGUGGGGCUGGCGGUUUUCCACGUCCUCUGCUUCCUCCUGACGUGUGUCUCUUUCCAGCACUACCGGGUGCAAGUGGGGCACUUCCUCUGCAUGGCAGGCUUAGUGUACUGCGCUGAAUAUAUAAAUGAAUUAGCAGCUAUGAAUUGGAGGCUGUUUUCUAAAUACCAAUACUUUGAUUCAAGAGGGAUGUUUAUUUCACUUGUAUUUUCUGCACCACUGCUGGUGAAUACUAUUAUAAUUGUGGUCACCUGGGUUUACAGAACUUUGAAUGUAAUGACUGAACUGAAGAUGUUACAGCAGAAAAAGAAAGCAGAAAAAGAGAAAAAAAAGUGA
Messenger RNA from Leptosomus discolor (cuckoo roller), 424 nucleotides. Lineage: Eukaryota; Metazoa; Chordata; Aves; Leptosomiformes; Leptosomidae. The record is from RefSeq and is a predicted model, not a curated record.